AUGGAAGACACAAAGACAAAUAUCGAUUUUAUUGACGAAUGUGUGGCUGAACUACGGCUUGAUAAUGACGUAACACCAGAAAUGUUACAGGUAACAAAAGAUUCGACAGUUAGAAAAACAGAUGGGAUAAAAGUUCUCUCAAAUUUUAACGUCUGCUCAGAGAUGACUGAUGACGAGCAUGUUAAAGGUGUUGUCCGGGUAACGGAAGACGAGGAGUGCACAACGACAGUAAAAAGUGCUAUCAUGUUAACACUUAAACCUGUCACAGAAACGUCAGGGGAGAAAAUCGAUCACACCAAAAUUCUAACUUGUACCUCCACGAGUUAUGAAAUGGAUUCCAUAAACACAGAUUCCAAUCGACCUGCUACAAAUGGUACCCAGGGUACCCCCUGUCUAUCUGGGGACGCGAGCCUGGUGCAUGGAGAUGCAGACACCGUUUGUCCCGUGUGUGGCGACAGUUACAAGGACCCACGGAUUUUACCAUGUCUCCAUUUAGCCUGUCUACAAUGUAUAUACACUCUACAUAGUACAGAGAGUCAAAAUGGUCCAGGAUGUUCACAGGAACACCAGCUACCUAUACACUGUCCUCAGUGUUCGAAAAGCGACGGAGUAACAAACACUGAAAAGGUGCCACCAAACGCGUGGAUGUCGACUAACACUGAUCGUGUCAAAUGCAUGAAGGAAAAUGCUAGAGAAAUGCGGAGACUCCCAGCAGUGAUAUGUGAGUUUUGUUGUGAGGAGGAGCGCGCAGUUGCCGUGGUUACGUGUGUCGACUGCACGAGCGACCUAUGUCAGUUGUGCUCCGAUUCUCACAAGCGUCAGAGGAAAACGAGACAGCAUAUAUUGGUGGGUAUACCAUUUGCUGGAACGUCACAUCAAGCAGACGACGUUUCGUAUGACGUCAUGAAGUUACACGAACUUGUUCAAGAUGCCAGCCACAGAAAAGAUGACAUUCAAAAAUACUUGGACAACAUUCCGGCCACGAGAAAGGAGCUUCGCGAUAAUGCAGAGACUGUGACCAAAGAAAUCGACAUGUUUAUGGAUUCUUUUGUCAAAGCAGUAGAACAACAUCGGAAGUCCUUGUUACAACAGGUCAGCACAAUUCUACACGAAAAAGAGACAAAAUUGCAGGCACAACAAGACCAUCUUUGUCGGUUGCUAGGCAAGUUUGAAAAUGAUUGCAACAUCGCUGACGGCUUAUCUGUAAAUUGUACUGACAAUGAAAUUUCAGCAAAGGAAUCGACAGUGUCACAGAGGUUAAAACAACUCAUUGACAUCUCCAUGAAAGAGUGUGUUCCUGUGGAAACAACAUUUACUUUUUGUCGAGAACUAAAAGCAGAUGUCUUUGAGAACUUUCAAAUGUUUGGGCGUGUGCAAGGAUCACAAGCGUGUCCCUAUAAAUGUCAAGUGACCACACAAGAUUUAGCCAGUGCUAAAGUCGACAUUCCAUGUACCGUGAUAUUGACUACAAGAGAUACCGAGGACGAACCCUUCCCCAACCCCCCGGGACUCUUGGCGUGGGUGAGAUGUGGUAUUAAUGGACGUAGCCGUCUACCAGUGACGAUGAGAGAACGGAGCGAUGCCAUCUACGAUCUGACCUUUACUCCCCAGCAGUCGGGACCUCAUCAACUGUGUGUCCAAGUCGACAGCCAGGAUAUAUCGGGUUGUCCAUUCAAAUUUGAAGUAAAAUCAAAAUGGCGGGAACAUUCGGGUACCUGGCACUGUUGCUCGUUCUGCUCUUCAGCAGGAAGGAUGGACGUCCCGUGCGGAUGUGGAGCAGUUGUCAGAGGCUCCCGAGGUUGCUGGCAUGCACAGCCUGGAUAUCCUGGAGGGCCACAUUGGACAUGUUGUGGCAAGAUAUCGCGGCAGUCCCAAUGUAUAUAUGCAAUAAGGAAACACAACUCUAAUGUUAUGGAAGUGACUUUGUAA
Messenger RNA from Ylistrum balloti, 1929 nucleotides. RefSeq names its product E3 ubiquitin-protein ligase TRIM45-like. Gene Ontology annotation, cellular component: nucleoplasm; chromatin. The coding region runs from base 1 to 1929 and encodes 642 amino acids. The transcript has 5 exons. Gene Ontology annotation, molecular function: zinc ion binding; ubiquitin-protein transferase activity; protein binding. The record is from RefSeq and is a predicted model, not a curated record. Gene Ontology annotation, biological process: positive regulation of DNA-templated transcription. Lineage: Eukaryota; Metazoa; Mollusca; Bivalvia; Pectinida; Pectinidae.